UCCCCUCUCACGCACACACACAGCUCUGGUCCUCACUCACACACUGUUUCUAUGUGACAGACAGGAGGGGUGUCACUGUGAUCAGUGGAGUGGGAGGCAGCUGUCACCAGGACUCUCAGGAAGAAGGGGGGAUAAGUAUCACCAAAAUAUAGAGAGUCAAGAUGGGGGAAACACUGCUGUACAGUCAACGUCUGCAUGGAAUCACUGAGAAACGCAGAAUCCUUACUGAAAUUGACACAAUACAGAGGGAGUUGGAACAGCAGAAACUCAAAUUGCAACAACUUAAGAGAAAAUCCCUACGAGACCGCUGGUUAAUGGAUGGAUUACCUGCUUCCCCUGGGGCAGAAAUAGAGAAUCCCUUUAGUGAGACUGAGGACAGAAUACACCAAUUGCAGGAAGAACUUGAUAGACUCCAAUCUCAAUUGGUCCAUUUGGAAAAUCCUGGAGAAUCUCAGCCAAAAAUAGAAAAAGGAAAGAAUCCUGUCCCACACACUCAGCUUGUCAAUGGAGAGAGACAGGCAACAGAGGAGAAUAAGAGUUCUGAAGAACAGAAGGAAGGUCCAGAAGAGUCAUUUGUGGGUUUCCAGAGAGAGAAGCAAAAUGGAAAUAUUCCUUCAACAGACUCAGAUUCAAAAUUGUCAAUAGAAAUAACAACAGGACACCCCAUACCAGCACCCCGAGGGAAGAAAAUAGAGGCAUCAAAACAGAAUGAAAUAACCCAGAGUCAUAAUCAAGAAGCACCAAACAAAAAGUCAGAAAAUCUGGAUAUACUCCAGGGACCACAAGACCAAGCUGUACAAAAUAUUAAAAAUAUAAACCUAAAAGCAGAACAUCAAAAUCAGACAGCAGAAGAAUUGCACCAAAACCAUGAAAACCAAAACCUGGGACAUGUAGUAAAUCUAGGUUCACAAGAGCAUAAUACAAUUUACUCAAAUACUCUUUCUAGUGCAGAUCAAAAUGAAAAUGUCUUGAACAAAAUUUUCAAUCAAAACUCAGACAGUAUCCUAGAAGAGUCCAAGAUUGAAGAAGAAAAUCAAACCCAAGAAGCAAAUGUAAAAGAAGUGCACUACAAGCAACAGCCAAUACCCAUUCUUAGAGAAGAAAAAAAUAAUCAAGAACCCAUAUCAACAAAUCAAGAUGACAGCCAGGGCAAGAACCAGGAUCAGAACCAAGAUGAAAGCCAUGAGUCACAGUCAGAUGAUCAGAAUAGGAACCCACAGCCAAACACAGAGACAUUGUUAGAGACCCAAGAUAAGAACCAUGAUCAGAAGCAAUAUGAAAAUAAAGAGUCGCCACUGCAGACAGUAGAAAAUAACCAGGAUCAGGAUUAUAAACAAGAUCAGAGUCUUAUACACGAAGAUCAGACUCAUGAGACUUUACCUGUAACAGAAGACCUGAACAAAAACCUAGAUCAUGGCCAAGAGUUACCACCAGUUACUCAUGAUAAGAAAGAAGGCCAGAGGGAAGCAUCACUGGACGUACCUCUAGACAAUGAAAACCAGACUCUAGAAUUAAUGCCAGUGACAGAAGAUCAAAAACAGAGUUAUGAUUCCUCAUCACAAGACCAGAACUCACUACCAACAACUCAAGAUCAAAGCCAAUAUCAAAACCAGAAACAAGAGUUCACAUCAUUGAUAAAUGAAAAUAAUCAUAGCUCAAUACUGUUGUCUAAAGAUCAAAACCAUGACCAGUUGUCAACAUUGCUAGACCAAAAACAAGAAUUCUUUAAGGACCAGGAACAGAACCAAAGCUCUAUACUGCCAUGUAGAGAGGAGAAACAAGUUGCCCAAGUGCAUAUCUCCCAGGUUGUGGUGGUGGCCACCACACCUCCAAAAUUGGACCAGCACUCCUUCACAAAUCAACAGGGCUCAUCUGCCAAUGCUGAGAUUGGUACCACAGCAGGAGGAAACUCCUCUCCAGAAAGCCAGCCACUCCUGCACAAACCCGAAGUCACUAAACCCUCCUCUGCCCAUGGAACCAACACAGCAGAAACACGCAAUGAGAAAAUACGUACUAAGGAGAAGACAUGCCAGUGCUGUGUAGUAAUGUAAGAUGUGAAGGAUUUUGGAGCACUUUUUUUUAUGAGACAGCAAACAGACAUUGCAAAUGACUGUACAAGGGAUAUCUAAGAUACUCCCUAAGAAAUGAAGACAUUUAAUUUUAAAAUAACAAAGUACCUACCAAAAUUUGUGAAAGUGUAUAAAACCCUAAAGAAAAACCAAAUUGCUUUAUUUUAAAGAAUUGUGGAUGGACACUAUAUCCAGUGUAAACCCCCCCAAAAAAACACCAUAAUUAUUUGGACUAUUACUUUAUUAUUCCAGAAUGAUGUAAUCCUGGAAUUAAUACCACAUUGUAUAUAAAUAAAAUACUAAUGAUUGAUAUAGUCAUAUGUGAAGUAAUAGUUGUAUCAGGAUCUUGAUAAUAAAAUGUAUAUUUUUAAAUUAA
Molecule: messenger RNA, 2445 nt
Organism: Bombina bombina (fire-bellied toad)
Lineage: Eukaryota; Metazoa; Chordata; Amphibia; Anura; Bombinatoridae
Gene: PALM3
Product: paralemmin 3
Exons: 6
Coding region: 162-2051 (629 amino acids)
Source: RefSeq, a predicted model, not a curated record